Cynoglossus semilaevis (tongue sole) is the source of this 3269-nucleotide messenger RNA. RefSeq names its product cerebellin 4 precursor (gene cbln4). The coding region runs from base 883 to 1464 and encodes 193 amino acids. The transcript has 3 exons. The record is from RefSeq and is a predicted model, not a curated record. NCBI's taxonomy places the organism in Eukaryota, Metazoa, Chordata, Actinopteri, Pleuronectiformes, Cynoglossidae. Gene Ontology annotation, cellular component: synapse. Gene Ontology annotation, molecular function: protein binding.
AGCUGCAGCACAGUGACUGUAGAGUGGAGACAGAGGUCGUCUUCUGUGGGUCUUCAUCACGUCUUCUGUGGGACAUCACUGAGUUAAAGUUAAGGUCCAGCAGGACAGGUUCUCCUGAUGAGUCACUGCAUUACAGGGAAACCUGCAGCCAUGUUGGACAGAGAGCAGGGACAGGGAGAGGAGUUCAAAGGCUGACGUUCACCUCUGUUUGUAUUUGGUUUGAUUUAACCGGAGAAAACCAGAAAGGACAGUGACGUGGGAAUGAUCACACCGUGGAUUUUUUUCCUCUCACUCAGAAACGGCUCAUGUCGAGUGCAUCUUCAUUAAAGGCAGCAGAGUUUAGUCGCAGCCUGUUGUGAACAGGGUUGGCGGUUCGAACACCUUUCCGGUAAAUUAAGACCCCUGUCUCAAUUAGAACUUCCUCCACGUGCGUGCGUAAAGUGGAAUCCUGGGCGCGCACAAGCGCAGCGCUUCACUGCGGGCACCAGCUGCGUUAUUCGGAGGGUGAGGGUGAGGGCUACGGACGAUUCAUGGACCGAUCCGCCUCUCAGAUUGGACCGGUCUUAUGAAAAAAACCCUUGACAUGGUCUGUGUCGGUCUCAUCUGAAAAUGAGACGCGCGGACCUCCGUUGGUGAGCAGAUUUGAGGUCUUCUGAAGGAUUGUGGAUAUUUCGGGGUCUUUUUUGUUUGUUUCCCGGGGUCUGAUUGUGUGAUGGGGAUAUGACACAUCUGAGGAACCAGUGAGAGAAUUCUUCAGCGUCAGGCGCGUCUGCGGCGGGAGGACCAAGCGGAGGGACUCGGAAACUUGUGUGGCGCAGGAGACCGCGUCUCCCUUUUUUUUCCGCGACGGUGCCGUCAGGGAGGAGAGUGAGGGAGGGAGCCAUGGUGAACUCUCUCCUACUCGUCUUCAGCCUGACUGUGCUCUCCGAAGUGGCCAGGGCUCAGAAUGACACGGAGCCCAUCGUCCUGGAGGGCAAAUGCCUGGUGGUCUGCGACUCCAACCCCACCACGGACUGGAAGGCUUCGUCCUCUCCGCUCGGCAUCUCCGUGCGCGCCGCCAACUCCAAGGUGGCUUUCUCUGCAGUCCGGAGCAACAACCACGAGCCGUCGGAGAUGAGCAACAAAACUCGAAUCAUCUACUUUGACCAGGUCCUCGUCAACAUUGGAAACUACUUCACGUUUGAGUCAGUAUUUUUGUCCCCGAGAAAAGGAGUCUACAGUUUUAACUUCCACGUCAUUAAAGUGUACCAGAGUCAGACCAUUCAGGUCAACCUGAUGUUGAAUGGGAAACCAGUGAUCUCUGCCUUUGCAGGCGACAAAGACGUCACCCGCGAGGCGGCCACUAAUGGAGUUCUGCUUUAUUUGGAAAAGGAGGACAAAGUAUACCUCAAGCUGGAGAAGGGAAACCUAGUGGGCGGAUGGCAGUACUCUACGUUUUCCGGCUUUCUCGUCUUCCCUCUGUAGAUGAGACGAGAUGUCGAACGUACUCUGAAUCCUUCAUAAUGUAUCGUCACCUUAUAAUCUAAACGUUGCCCUACAGUCUGUGGAUCGUGGAAAAACGGAGGGAAAAUAAAAAAUCUAAACAUCAGAUAAAAGACUAAAGGAACUCAUUCACGGUCCAUGAUGAGGACACUUCCUGUCCAGGUGAAGGACACGCGGUGUUUCCUGUUCUCACAUUACACUUCUCUCUCCGUGGGAUUCACCGAAGAGAACGCUCAUGUUCGGCAUACAUACUGAGCUCCCGCCUGAUGACAGUUUCUGGCUCUAUACUACAUAUGAUUUGUAUAUAUUGUAUUGUACUUGCAUCAGUCGUGCAGUGUGGCAUCAUCGACGGUUUCAAAAAGACGACGUGUGUGUGUGUGUGUGUGUGUGUAGGGUUGUCACAGUGUUGACAGAAUCCGCAAACGGCCGUGCAGCCGGUGGCAGAGACGUCCAUUUUGGACAAAGUCUGGUCGAACAAAUGAGAUGACAGUCCAGUGACCAUGAGACAGAGAGAGAGACAGAGAGACAGAGAGAGACAGAGAGUGAACAUGAAGUAAAGGUUGUGUUUGAGUCAUGCUGCAGUAUUAGAUCAGACCGUGGUAUAUCAGUAUGAGUACGAGCCGCAGUCAAUACGUUUUAAGACAAAUGGAAAACAUAUUUAUGGAAAUACUAAGUAACAACUUCUGUAGUUAAAAGCGUAAACACGUCCUUGAUCAGAGAAUGUCAGGUCACAGUCACAGCUUCUCUGCCUCAUCUUGGGCUGGAAAUCAAUUUUCCUUUUUCUUUUUUUUUUUUAUUCAGAGUUUGGACGAUCAUUUCAACAGAUUUUUUCUUCCAAUUUUGAUUUGAAAUGAGAUGUUUGCUCUGAUAAAAAAAAAAAACUUCACUUUUGAUGUUGAACAAACCCAGUCAAAUGAAACACAACACUUAACACAACGAGAAAAUAAUUUCAGAUCGGUGUGAGAACAGAACAUUCACUGAUUGGUUUUAAAAAUCCUGGCAGGACAGAUAUACAAAGUAUAACUGUUUCUGAUAGCAGGUCCAUGUACAACGUUUCUUUGUACUGUACAACUCAAGUCAGUGGAGUUGGGGCUUGAUGGAUUCAAACCCAGGACCUACAGCAUGACAUGAACCCACUGCACACCUGUCAGCCCCGUCCUUCCUCACAUAAAAAAAGUAAUUAAUGAAGAUUUGUAAAGUCAAACAAAUGCAAAAACAUAUCAAAUAUACUGUUUAUACAAAAUGAUGAGAAAAUGGGAACAAAACCCAACGACCGCGGAGAAACAAAACUAGCGCCACAAUUGCGCAAUAUGUCGCGAAAAGGGACGACGAGGAAACGAAAUACAAAAUGACUUCAAAGACACAAUAAAAACGACCGCGACGAGAAACAGAAUGUCAUUUUUAAUCUUUGUGUGUGUUUUUGGUCUUCAGGUCUUGUGGGGGCGGGGUUUCCUGUACAAGUGUGUUUAUGGACUUGUUGUGUCACAGAACUUAUUAAAUCAUAUUUAAAUGUAAACGUUGUCUCUUUGGAAUUCAGUUUUUCAGCAACAUAAUUUAUUUGGUAAUAAAAAAAGUUUCAUUUUUGCAGAACUUCCUGUGAUCAGUCCAGAGUAAAUGAGUUAUUACUUCAUCAUUUCAUCACUGCUGUGUACUGCCGCAGAUGAUCAAAAUGAAAAUAAUAAUAAAUAAAAAAAAUUAUUAUGCAGAGGUUAUAACUAAUUUUAAGUAUAAGUUCAAUGCAAAAAGUGAACGUUUGGUAUCUUUUUGUUCCGGUUCAUGUGAGCGCU